Diuraphis noxia (Russian wheat aphid) is the source of this 1128-nucleotide messenger RNA. RefSeq names its product 52 kDa repressor of the inhibitor of the protein kinase-like. The record is from RefSeq and is a predicted model, not a curated record. Lineage: Eukaryota; Metazoa; Arthropoda; Insecta; Hemiptera; Aphididae. Gene Ontology annotation, molecular function: protein dimerization activity.
AUGGAAAAUAAAAAAAAUUCUAUCGUUAAUGAAAUUGAUUCUUCGCGUAAAAAACAAGUGUUAGAAAACCGAACUAAACUUUUUUCUAUUAUAGAAACAAUAAUAUUAUGUGGUCGUCAAAACAUCGCUUUGAGGGGCCAUCGCGACACGGGUCACAUAUAUGACAACGAUUCUGAAGUAAAUGAUGGCAAUUUUCGAUCAUUAUUAAGAUUUAAAGCGCAAACAGAUUCUUUAUUGAAAAACCAUCUACAAAAUUCGACUACAUUUGCUUCUUAUACAAGUCCUAAUAUUCAAAAUACAUUAAUACAAAUAUGCGGGGAAUUAAUUCAAGAAAAUAGAAUAUCAAAAAUUAAAACAUCAAAGUAUUUUUCAAUUUUAGUGGAUGAAACUCAAGAUAUUUCCCGAUUGGAACAAAUGUCGAUUUGUGUGCGUUAUGUUGAUCUUGAUACCUCGACAUAUUGUAUUCGGGAAGAUUUUCUUGAGUUUGUUGUUGCAGAUAAUUUGACUGGUGAGGGUUUAUCUAAAACAAUAAUGCAGCAAAUUGAAAAACUUGGUUUAGAAAAACAAUAUCUAGUCGGACAGGGUUAUGAUGGGGCCGCAGCUAUGAGCGGGCAGUUCAAAGGUGUUCAAAAAUAUAUCACAGGUCAGGUGCCAUAUGCAUUAUAUGUUCAUUGCGCAGCUCACUCACUGAACUUGGCGAUAAGUAGUUCAUGCAAAGUUGUGUCUAUAAGAAAUUGUAUCGGAACGGUUUCCUCAGUCGUUACAUUUUUUCGAGCUUCUUCACAGAGAUCACAUAUUUUAACUGAAAAUAUUAAAAAAUAUGUUCCUAAUAGUCGCCAGUUAACUUUAAUACGAAUGUGCGAAACUAGAUGGAUUGAACGUCAUGAGUGUAUAACUCGUUUCAAAGAGUUGUAUUUGAGCAUUUACCAUGCUUUAAAACAWUYGGAGAGUAGUUCCAAUAUUGAAACGUCAAAAGCUGCAUUUCAAUUAUCUUGUGCCAUUAGCGCUUCGAAUUUUGUAAUUUCUUUACACGUAAUUGAAAACAUAUUUUCUAUUACYUUACCCCUAUGCAUAGCAUUACAAAAAGUCAAUAUAGAUUUAUCUUAUUGUUAUGAACGAGUUGAUGAC